AUGCCUUCACGUACCGAUUCGCCUCUUCAGGUUGCCAUUAUUGGCGCUGGCCUCGGUGGCCUAGCAGCUGCUGUAUCUCUGCGUCGCCAAGGCCAUGCUGUCACGGUUUACGAGCGAUAUGAUUUUGCGGGCGAAGUAGGGGCGUCCUUGAGUGCUGCCUCCAACGGGUCGCGCUUCCUCGAGGAAUGGGGCGUGGACGUGAAAGCAGCCAAGCCGGUCAUUCUCAAGCAACUGAUCAUGCAUAACUGGUCCGAUGGUGAAGUGCAGAGCACAUACCCAUUGGGCGAUUACAAGUCCAAAUUCGGCACUGACUAUAACAACUUCCAUCGCAUCGACAUUCACAAGCAACUCCUCAAAUCUGCCUUUGAAGAGCCCGGCGAAGGACCGGCCUGUGUCUUGAAAGUGAACCACAAGGCCACCGAAGUAGACCACGACCAAGGCAUCAUCCGAUUCGAAAAUGGAGUAGAGACAUCAGCGGAUUUAAUUGUGGCAGCUGAUGGCAUUCGAUCGCUCACAAGAGACCUGAUCGGCAUCGUCCCCGACUUCGAAAUGUCCACUUCAUGCUGCUACCGAUGCAUCAUCGGUGCUGAUAAACUUCGCUCUCUCGGUCUAGACGACUACAUCUCAAACGAAGCCAUCGAGUACUGGGGCGGAUUUGGAAUUAACAAGAUUGUCAUGUCGCCAUGCAGUAACGGCGAAGUAGUGAGCUGUUACUGUUUCUAUCCGGCAUCAGUCAACAACCUCCGCGAGGACGGGUGGAACAUUGCCGCUUCACCGCAACAGCUGGUGGAUACGUUCCCCGACUUGGAUCCCAGGAUGAAGACAUUGAUGUUGAACUCUGAGGAUAUCAAGAUGUGGCGCCUAUAUCGUCACCAGCCUUAUCCAUACUGGGUGAAGGGCAAGGUCUGCCUACUUGGCGAUGCCGCCCAUCCUAUGAUGCCCGACCAGUCACAGGGAUCCUGCAUGGCCUUUGAAGAUGCUGGCGCUUUGGGAAUUGUAUUCAACAAGAACUUCCGAGAGAACUACAGCGUGUCAGAAGGACUAGCACUCUAUGAGAAGCUACGUAAGCCACGUGCUACACGAGUCCAGGAAGCAAGUUUCCGGGCUCGCGAGAAUCUGAAUGAGCGCAUUGGAUGGAGCUCAUCGGCAGACCAAUCGGGGAAGCUGACCAUCGAGGAGGUGUGCGGGUAUAACAUGAGGGAUCACCUUGCCGAAUUGAUGGCUGGAGGAAACUGA
Penicillium daleae is the source of this 1236-nucleotide messenger RNA. RefSeq lists its product as uncharacterized. Gene Ontology annotation, molecular function: monooxygenase activity; FAD binding. The transcript has 6 exons. The record is from RefSeq and is a predicted model, not a curated record. Bases 1 to 1236 code for a protein of 411 amino acids. NCBI's taxonomy places the organism in Eukaryota, Fungi, Ascomycota, Eurotiomycetes, Eurotiales, Aspergillaceae.